GGGGCCCCACUCCCCCUUGCGUCCCCCCACCUCACAGCUCCUUCGACCUCUUGCAAAUCCACACCAUCUCGAAUAGAGCGCGAGCCUUCGAUGGAAUGGGAACUGGGUACCCCAUCCCCUAUUCCUAGGAAGGAAAAGCACUGGCUGCUUGACUCUGAUUCGGACGAUGGACAACUUCAGUCAACGAAGGCUCCCCGGCAACCGUCGCAUACAAAGUCCAAACUGUCCCCUGACGCCAUCAGUCUUUCGUCGCACAGCGCUCUCUCACCUAUCAAGUCAGCAAGGCUAGCACAGCAAACUGAUCCAUUCAUGAACCGGAUUCUCAAAGACACGCAACCGCCCUGCUCUGUAGCUGUCCAAAAUGUACCGGAACUGAUCGAUAUCAGCACGACGGUCGAGGAUAUAAAUGUCGACACAUCACAGCCUAUUCGGCGGAUGGGUGCGAGGGGUCCAGCUUAUGGGACCACAACUCCCGGUACACCCCACUCUUCUCCAGACCCCUUGGGAAUGGAUUCAUUACUGGAUUUGUCGCAGCCUCUUAGCGGGAACCAAAAGAAACGUGCCUUGCUCAGGGGUAGGAGACAAACCCCAUCGCCAAGUCCCUCUCUUCACUUUCAGCUAAAUGACCCCGAUUUAUCCCCCGGGACCACAUCUCGCCGACGUAAAACGAAGAACCCGGAGCGUUUCAGACGGCGCGAGCGACCACCGCUUUGGGAUCACCAGAACGGCAUGGUUGAAAUGGAAGCUGUUCAUUCCGGAGACGAUAUUUCUGAGGGUUGCUCUGGUUCCGAUGGACAACGUGAAGAUGAAUACGAUCGGGAAUUCAUCGCGGAUGACAGCCACGUCACACAAGUGAACAGUAGCUACGACCAAAGCGCGAUCUACCGGCAAGGGCUUCUCACACAAGCUCCAAGGCAUCUCUCGCGUGCAUUCGGACCAUCUGAUCGGAGUGUUGGCGGGAGGUGGGCGGCCUCUGAUUCUUCGCCGAGUGCGGCAAUGAAUCUGAGCGAGGAUCAGUACUCCAUUGGGAGCUUUGUGGCGGCGGAUGAUGAACCGGUAUCGUAUUUCAGCGAUGAAUAGACGCUUCAGCGCUUU
Molecule: messenger RNA, 1095 nt
Organism: Cantharellus anzutake
Lineage: Eukaryota; Fungi; Basidiomycota; Agaricomycetes; Cantharellales; Hydnaceae
Exons: 3
Coding region: 91-1080 (329 amino acids)
Source: RefSeq, a predicted model, not a curated record